Annulohypoxylon truncatum is the source of this 1064-nucleotide messenger RNA. RefSeq names its product GINS complex protein-domain-containing protein. Gene Ontology annotation, biological process: DNA replication; double-strand break repair via break-induced replication. Lineage: Eukaryota; Fungi; Ascomycota; Sordariomycetes; Xylariales; Hypoxylaceae. The record is from RefSeq and is a predicted model, not a curated record. Gene Ontology annotation, cellular component: nucleus; GINS complex. The transcript has 3 exons. The coding region runs from base 191 to 958 and encodes 255 amino acids.
UAGACUAUCUGUCUAGAACAACAUGGAUGUACCUAUCUAUGCGGAAGCCACGUUUUGCACCGCCACAAUACUUAAUUAGCUUUAACGUUCAAGGUGCAACCGUGGGCGCGUUAGCUUUCUUUUUGUCGCGUCUCUUACCAUCUUCAUCUUCGAGCGCAAUUCCACCAAUUCUCCAAUUGCGCGUCGAAGCAUGGCUCUCCCGCUGCCGCCAGGCCUUGUGCCGACUGAAGUCGCUUUUCUCUGCGAAAUGGAACUUGUUACCAUAGUUCCGCGCCAAAGACUCGACUCAAUUCCGCUGCUCAGUGGAAGCACCCCCGCUCUGCGACCGCCUCACCGAGCCGAGCUCCCGCUAUGGCUCGCGCUUCUGCUCAAGAAACAGCGGCGCGCUAAUAUCCUUCCGCCGCCCUGGUUACACCCGGACUCGCUGAAGGAUAUCCUACACCACGAAACGAACGAAGACCCCGAGGCCUUCUCCCCGCCUCCGCCACCGUUGAUGAGGUCUGACGGUAGGGGUGGCGUAAAGCCGUACGGACAAUCGUCGGCCGAGCGGAAGCCGGGGGAUAUGGUGCUGUCGCCGCCAUUUCUUCCCUCGUGUACGCAGGAGGCGCCUUCGGGCUACUUACCGUAUCACUGGCUCGAGCUGUCGGAGACGCUGCUGGCGCACGCGGCGGACGAUAUACCGAAUUCGCCCGAGGUACGCGCGUUGCUGCGGGAUCUCCAGGAAGUGCGCGCAGCGAAAAUGCGAGGGAGUACGGUGCACCUGGAAGGCGGCGAUGGUGUCCUUAAUCUACGAGGAGUUGGAGCUAUGGAAUUAGCGGAGAGCCGAGGGUUCGUGCUGGGUGUUGUUGAGGGAGUAAGGAAGCUGGGCGCGAGUGCUGAGGCGGGUAGGAGAGAAGAGGAAGAAGAGGAGCGCGCUAACGGGGGAGGCGAGGAGAGUGAUGAAGAGAUGGGCUUCUAAAAAUAGGAACUCGUCCCCCGACUACGAGAUACGAUAUGGCAUUUAAUGCGACACGAAACUUACGGGCAUUGGCAUAUCAUCUAAUUGGCGUUCUAUCACAUUGGCA